This is a messenger RNA of Sphenostylis stenocarpa, 753 nucleotides long. The record is from the annotation of a GenBank genome assembly. Lineage: Eukaryota; Viridiplantae; Streptophyta; Magnoliopsida; Fabales; Fabaceae.
AUGGCCGAAUUCACUGCAGAUUUGCAAAGCUUUAGACCCUCCUUUCCUUUCUUAGACAUCGAUAACAUGGAAAUUCAGAACUUGGUGCCAUUUGACAGCUUAUUGGGCUCUCCAGAACCUGAAUUUCCAGGAAACUUGGAAGAAUUUUUUCCGGGUCUUUUUCAAUGUGUGGAUCACAAUGUAGCUCCAGUGUUAGUUCCUAUUAGUUCAGAAAAAAAUGAAGUCCAUGAAUAUAAAAAGAGGGAAGCAACUGAUAUGUGUGAUCCCAGUUCUGGUAACUCAACCCCUGAUAUUUCUGAGAGUGGAAGCAAGACAAAAAAUAGUACAGGAAGAAACAAGAGAGUAAAGAGGAAUGUUGUAGAAGACAAGAAACCAAACCAAGUAGUUCAUGUUAGAGCCAAAAGAGGUCAAGCUACAGAUAGUCACAGUUUAGCAGAAAGGGUUAGAAGAGGGAAAAUCAAUGAAAAACUUAGGUGCUUACAGAACAUUGUCCCAGGAUGUUACAAGACCAUGGGUAUGGCAAUAAUGUUAGACGAGAUCAUAAAUUAUGUGCAGUCCUUGCAGCAUCAAGUGGAGUUCCUCUCUAUGAAGCUUAGUGCAGCAAGUACCUAUUAUGACUUCAAUUCAGAGUCAGAUGCUUUAGAAACAAUACAGAGAGCAAAGGCAUCCGAGGCAAAAGAGUUAGGGAAUUAUGUAAGAGAAGGAAGUGAAGGAGUUUCUUGCUUUGAAGCAGCAUGGCCUUGGUCUCUGUAA